Molecule: messenger RNA, 841 nt
Organism: Pollicipes pollicipes
Lineage: Eukaryota; Metazoa; Arthropoda; Thecostraca; Pollicipedomorpha; Pollicipedidae
Product: UPF0687 protein C20orf27
Exons: 2
Coding region: 185-841 (218 amino acids)
Source: RefSeq, a predicted model, not a curated record
CAAAAGAUCGCGAUUUGGCUGCGCUCCAACUAGAUUACCGGCGAAUUUGUAAAAUAUUGUGGCAGCCGCGGUGGAACGGUGAGGCUGAGUGUGGCGGCCUGCUUUUAGAAGCAUUUAGGUGUUCCGGCGUGUCUGGCGCGUAGGGCGGAGGGCUCAGUCACGCGCGGCGGCCGCAGGCAGCAGCAUGGAGGUGACUGGCAGGCAACGCUCGGCAGAACGCGCCGAGCACCACGUCCACUUCAGCGAGUCGGGCGAGGACGGUGACGCGCUCGCGCCCGUGCACAAGGUGGACGUGGUGCCGGCUGCCGGCAAGAUCGGCAUCCACGCCGGCUUCCUCAAGGCGAUGCACCAGUACCGGAUCACGUGCCGCGUGCCUGUGCACUGCCAUGACUGGCUGCCGGCCGAUAUACCCAGCCUGCACUGGCGCGUGCAGCAGAUGCGGCCCCUCGGCGACGGCACCGAGCUGACACUGCAGGUGAUCGUUCACAAGGAGAAGCUGCUCAGGGAGAAGCUGGUGCUUUCCAAGGCGGACGACAGUGGCCAGUCGGUGACGCUGGAGCUCAAUGCUCGCGUGCUAGGUGAGCAACCUGUCGGCGUGCAGGCGGGUUGCGCUAACCGGUGUGGGCGAGAUAAUGGCGAUCUGGGAUGGGUGCUGGGACCGGUGCGUGUCGGUGCUUUAACUACCUUGUCCUGUCAUCAGAUCCUGUCGUCCAUUUAUUCGUUGGAACUGGCCUACCGUCUCGCAUCUUUCGCUUGGAAAAUUGCAUCACAAUCGCUCAGUAUCGCACCGCAACCCAUCACCCAACCAUCGAUAAGAAUCCGGCUUAGCGUCACGCAUUAA